AUGAGGUUCACCACCGCCCUGCUCCUCGCGGUCGUCGCAGUCGCCAGCCCAACAGACCUCAAGGCGCGCCACGAGCUCACCCGCCGCCAGGCCUCUCAAAGUUGCCCGAUCGGCUACUGCACGCAGAACGGCGGAACAACCGGUGGUGCCGCAGGAGACACUGUGACGGUCUCCGACCUUGCCAGCCUGACUGAAGCCGCUGAAAGCGAUGAGCCGCUCACCAUCAUCGUGUCGGGCUCCAUCUCUGGAAGCGCAAAGAUCCGCGUGGGCUCUGACAAGACUAUUUACGGCGAGUCGGGGAGUUCCAUUACCGGCGUGGGCUUCUACGUCCGCCGCGUGAGCAACGUCAUCCUGCGGAACCUGAAGAUUGGUCAGGUUGAUGCGGAUAACGGUGAUGCUAUCGGUAUCGACGCGUCAAGCAACGUGUGGGUUGACCACUGCGACCUGUCUGGUGAUCUCAGUGCUGGAAAGGAUGAUCUUGAUGGUCUCCUGGACAUCACCCACGGCUCCGAGUGGGUGACUGUUUCCAACACGUACUUCCACGACCACUGGAAAGGCUCCUUGAUCGGGCACAGCGACAACAAUGAAGACGAAGAUCUUGGCCACCUCCACAUCACAUACGCCAACAACCACUGGUACAACGUCAACAGCCGCGUCCCCUCUGUGCGUUUCGGCACAGUCCACAUCAUCAACAACUACUGGGACACGAUCCUGACCUCUGGUGUGAACUGCCGCAUGGACGCGCAGGUUCUUAUCCAGAGCUCUGCGUUUACAAACGCCGACGAGCGCGCGAUUUUCUUUGCUGACUCGGAUUAUACCGGGUACGCGGUUGUUCAGGACGUUGACCUUGGCGGUAGUGAGAACUCUGUGCCGGUGGGGACGCUUACGCCCAGCUCCCUGCCCUAUGCGGCUAUUGCGGCGUUGGGGUCUGGGAGUGUUGCGGGGACUGUUCCUGGGCAGGCUGGGCAGACGCUGUAAAUGGUAGUAUUGAUGAAGGAGACGAUACUAG
Messenger RNA from Aspergillus calidoustus, 1009 nucleotides. Lineage: Eukaryota; Fungi; Ascomycota; Eurotiomycetes; Eurotiales; Aspergillaceae. The record is from the annotation of a GenBank genome assembly.